AUGAGACCGGAUAGACGCACAUAUGCCCAGCAUAUAGCAAAUAGAGUUCGCUGGAUAUUGAAUGAAGAAAAGAUACCCCGGACAGAGUUGAGUAUGAUAGAAAACAGCUGUUGGCCAGACAUAAUUCUUGGAAAUGAGAGUGACGAAACCAUUGUUGAAAUAGUUCCUCAUGAAAAUAAUGAACUGGCACCUGAGGACGAGAAUAUCCGGGGCGAAGGAGUGGGCUCACAGGCUCACAUUUUUGCAGCGUUGAACAGGAACCUGUUGAAGUUCAGAGGAAUGGAUCCAAAAAUUAGGCCAAAAAUCCCGAGACUCAGGCACUGCAGAAAGCUCAAAGAAGAUAUGAGUGCGGUCGACAAGAUACUGUCAAGGAUCAUUGACAGGGACCACUCUCUUCUACAAAUUGUGGAUAUGGUUUAUGCGGGGGCCAUAACUGUUGCUGAACUCCAGGGUAAGACGGAAUCGCCGGUUGAGAUGAGGAGGCCUUCUGGUGAUCCGCCAUGGAAGACACGCCUAGAAAAAAAGAUCAUUACAUAUAGAAGUAAACUUGGUAGCAUUCAUACUUACCUUUCCACACAGCAACCGUCCAGGAGAGUAAUGAAAUCAAUGAAGAUCAUAGCAAAACAGUAUAAGCUAAGGCUUGGUGCGGGCGAUUUCCAUAAUAAGAUCAGGUUAGCAGCAGACAACCUUAAACAAAAAAUAAAAGCAUUAGGGGCUAGAUUGCGGCGUUAUAAUGACAGGACUAAGAGGUAUAGAAACAACCGUCUGUAUUAUGCGAAUCAAAAGGAAUUUUUUCGUAACUUGGAGGGGGGGCUGAAGCCUGAUGGCCCACCACCGGGAUGUGGGAGUAUGGAGGCCUUUUGGAGUAAGAUAUGGAGCGAGGAGGUCAGUCACGAUGAGGGUGCUGACUGGCUGAAGGACGUGGAGGAUCAAUCAGGGAAAAGUAUUAUGAGUGAGGUACAUAUAGAUGUAACAGACGUACAGUGGGUCUUGAAGUCCGCGAAUAACUGGGCCGCACCAGGAGUUGACAACAUCCAUAACUUCUGGUGGAAACAUUUUGGGUCAGUUCACUCUUCCCUAGCUCGCCUGUUUCAAAAAUGUUUGGAGAAACCUGAGCUGGUCCCCACUUACAUGACUAGCGGAAUAACAUACAUGCUACCAAAGGGAUCCGAGUCAGAGAAUCCAGCAAACUACAGGCCAGUAACAUGUUUGCCAACAAUUUAUAAACUACUAACUGGAGUGCUAACGCGACAUAUCAACAACUACCUGAGAACCAAUAACAUUCUAGCUAAAGAACAGAACGGAUGCAAAUCCAAAACUAUGGGCGCGAAGGAACUCCUGAUAUCGGAUCUAAUUAUUACCAAACACGCAAGGAAAAAACUACGAAACAUCUCGGUGGCAUGGAUAGACUAUAGAAAAGCGUUCGAUUCUGUGCCCCACUCGUGGUUGCUCAAAGUUUUGAGCAUGUACGGAAUAUGUGACUCGAUAAUAAACCUCCUAAAACAUCUUAUGAGCGGAUGGCACACUUCGCUUGUGCUGAGAUCUGAAGCGGGUGUGCUGAAGACGGCUGACAUCGAAAUCAAACGGGGACUGUUUCAGGGGGAUACACUGAGUCCUCUAUGGUUCUGCUUGGCAUUGAACCCCCUAAGUGCACUGAUUAACAACCAAAAAUACGGAUAUAUUCUAGAUAGAAUUAAAAAAAUUAAAAUAACCCAUCAGCUUUAUAUCGAUGACCUUAAGCUGUAUGCAUCUAAUGAUGAAGAACUGGCAAAACAGAUACAGAUCGUAGCUACAUUCAGUGAGGCCAUAAGAAUGCAAAUGGGUCUAGAUAAAUGCGCAAGGCUUACUGUGAAAAGGGGAAAAAUCAGUGAGAGUGAUUCUAGCUUCCUUGAUCAGGACGCCAUUCAGACUCUGGACAAAGAUGAGACAUAUAAAUAUUUGGGCAUACAACAGGCCUUAGAAAUUAAGAAUGCUGAAAUGAAAGAAGCCUUUACCAAAAAACUAUUGUGGCGUGUGGGUCAGUUGCUUAGGUCCAAACUCAAUUCAAGAUCACUGUUUCUGGCUUUGAAUACGUGGGCUAUGCCGAUAAUGACAUACACUUUCGGAGUACUCACCUGGUCGACUACGGAGUUGCAAGCCUUGGAUACAAAAAUUCGAACCAUCUUGACGAAAUACGGAGUACAUCACCCACACUCCUCCGUGGCUAGACUCUACCUCCAAAGACACCUGGGCGGAAGAGGAUUGGUUAAUUUAGAAACAGCUCACAAUAAGACCGUAAUAAGAUUGAGGGAAUAUUUUAUGCAGCAGAACUCACCUUACUUCAGGACCCUUCGGGCGAUCGAUGUGGGAUGCUCUCCAUUGCGGCUCUCGGACUCAGGAUUCGCUCCGCCGGUCCGCACUCAGCAAAGUUUUCGGGAAGAAUGGAAGGCUAAAGCUCUGCAUGGUAGAUACCCCAACAAUCUAGAAAACAAUAACGUAAAUAAGGCAGAAUCAUUGACUUACAUGAAAGCGGGCUAUCUCUUUCCUGAGACCGAAGGCAGGUUGCUCGCAAUACAGGAUCAGGUGGUUCCAACCAGAUCCUACCUUAAAAACAUUGCAGGACAACACCUGACCACUGAUUUGUGUCGGAAAUGCGGGCAGGGACGAGAGCAUAUUCAGCACGUGACAUCUGGGUGCUCCAUCCUUGCGCCUAGAGAAUAUACCGACAGGCACAACCAAAUGGCGAAAAUUUAUCACCAGGCCAUUGCGCUGAAAUACAAUCUCCUCAAAGUCAAGAAAAAAAAUCAUCUCUACUUACCUGAGGGUGUCCUCGAGAACGAAUCCUAUAAAUUAUAUUGGGAUACCACGAUAGUGACCGAAAGACCAGUGGCGAACAACCGACCGGAUAUCGUUCUGUUCAAAAAAGAAAGCAAAAUUUGUUAUAUUAUAGACAUCACAGUACCAUCGGAUGAUAAUAUCUCUAGGGCGUACACGGAAAAAAUUAGUAAAUACUAUGACUUGUCAUUCAACUUAAAAGAAAUGUACCAGUUAAAGCAAGUAGCCGUUGUUCCACUGGUAGUCUCGGUAAACGGGCUUGUUGAAGAACAUCUUUCCGUGAACACAAUGCUGCUGGAGCUGGAUGGCUAUGUUAUUUCGAGUGCUCAGAAAGAGGUGAUAUUGGGAACAACACGCAUUGUCCGACGAUUUCUCCAUUGCUCGUGA
Coccinella septempunctata (seven-spotted ladybird) is the source of this 3201-nucleotide messenger RNA. RefSeq lists its product as uncharacterized. The coding region runs from base 1 to 3201 and encodes 1066 amino acids. The transcript has a single exon. The record is from RefSeq and is a predicted model, not a curated record. Lineage: Eukaryota; Metazoa; Arthropoda; Insecta; Coleoptera; Coccinellidae.